Molecule: messenger RNA, 567 nt
Organism: Mycena indigotica
Lineage: Eukaryota; Fungi; Basidiomycota; Agaricomycetes; Agaricales; Mycenaceae
Exons: 2
Coding region: 1-567 (188 amino acids)
Biological process (GO): mycotoxin biosynthetic process
Source: RefSeq, a predicted model, not a curated record
AUGCAAGUUAUACUCUUCCUUCUCCUCUUGCUGCUGCCAAUAAAGAUUGGUGGCGGGUUAUGGCUUCGCAAACUCUGGAUAUUCGACGCUUUCUCCUACAUCGGGGACGAUUACCCUCGUAACUGGCCUAUAAAAUGGCCGCAUGAUCCACGCGUCAGCAUGCCUAUUCACGACACGGUUCGUUUCCAGCUGGAAACCGAGGAUGGAGAAGCAGAGUGGGCAGCCUCGAUUCCAGGCAGUGGCAUAGUCUAUCUUGGGGAGCAAUGCCGACCGUUCAGCAUCUCGAUGUUCCAUCAAAUACGAUGUCUCGACAUCCUACGCAAGUCAAUUUCCAGCGUAUGGUCUCGCAACGCUACCAUCGAUCAGCUAGGUCAAACCCGCGAUUAUGAGUUGACAAAGCAUUGCCUCAACUAUAUGCGCCAAAUGGUACUCUGUCGCGCCCAUCCUUACCUCGACCCAGUGCUGGGCUUUCCUCAACCUAAUGCUCAUCCGGAUAAGGAUGUCUGUCUUGACUGGAGUGUCGUAUAUAGAGAAGCAGUCGCCAGCCAAAAACGAUGUGUCUCAUAG